GACAGCACGUUCUGGGGACCCACUUGGUCUCCUAGUUGCCUGUUUCUGCCUCCUCCACCUGCAGUCCUAAGUGCCGUGGCAGCGGCCUGGGCCUCCUGCUUCCGCCGCGGGUGUCUCAGAGGAGCCAUGGAAGCUCUGGGGCUUCCGAAGUUGGAGCUGAACGUCCCCAUGGUGACAGUGGCCCUGUUGGUGGCUCUCCUGGCCCUCCUGAAAUGGUACUCCACGUCGGCUUUCUCGAGACUGGAGAAGUUGGGCAUCAGGCAUCCCAAGCCCUCCCCUUUUAUUGGAAACUUGCCGUUCUUCUGCCGGGGUUUUUGGGAAGGCCACCUGGAGCUCAGAAAGCUGUAUGGGCCUCUGUGUGGGUACUACCUUGGCCGUCGGAUGUUUAUUGUUAUUUCUGAUCCAGACAUGAUCAAGCAGGUGCUGGUGGAGAACUUCAGUAACUUCACAAACAGAAUGGCCUCCGGGCUGGAGCCCAAGCUGGUGGCUGACAGCGCUCUGCUCUUGCGGGACAAGCGGUGGGAAGAGGUCAGGGGUGUGCUGACUGUGGCUCUCCAGCCCGAGAGGCUGAACGAGAUGCUGCCCCUGCUCAGCCAAGCCUGCGACCUUCUCCUGGCUCAUUUCCAGCGCUGUGCACAGUCCAGGGCUGCCUUCGACGUCCAGAGGUGCUACUGCUAUUACACCACGGACGUGGUUGCCAGCGUCGCCUUCGGCACCCAGGUGGACUCCCGGGAGGUGCCCGAGCACCCCUUAGUGGCACACUGCCGGCGCUUCUUCCAAGUCAGCAUCCCCCGGCCUCUGCUGGCUCUGAUCUUGGCGUUUCCAUCCGUGAUGGUCCCGCUGGCCCGGAUUUUGCCCAAUAAGAACCGAGAUGAGCUGAACGGCUUCUUUAACCAACUCGUCAGGAGCGUGAUUGCCUUGCGGGACCGGCAAGCAGCAGACGAGAGGCGGAGAGACUUCCUGCAAAUGAUCCUGGAGGCCCAGCAUUCGGCCCGCCCGGCGAGCGUGGCGGCCUUCGACAUUGUCAGCCAGGUGCUCUCCGCCACCGGGAGACCGGGGGCUGCUUCCCUGCAGCACCGGCCCGCAGCCUUGUCCCAGCCCUUGACCGUGGACGAGAUCGUGGGCCAGGCCUGCAUCUUCCUCAUCGCUGGCUACGAGAUCAUCACCAACACGCUCUCCUUCGCCACCUACCUGCUGGCCACCAACCCUGACUGCCAAGACAGGCUUCUGAGAGAGGUAGACCGGUUCAAGGAGAAACACCCAGCCCUGGAGUACUGCGGCCUGCAGGAGGGCCUGCCCUAUCUGGACAUGGUGAUCGCAGAGACGCUGCGACUGUACCCGCCGGCUUUCAGGUUCACACGGGAGGCAGCCCAGGACUGCGAGGUGCUAGGACAGCGCAUCCCUGCAGGCGCUGUGCUGGAAACUGCUGUGGGCGCCCUGCACUACGACCCGGAGCACUGGCCCAAUCCCGAGACCUUUGACCCCGAGAGGUUCACGGCGGAGGCCCGGGAGCAGCGACGGCCCUUCACCUACCUGCCCUUCGGGGCCGGCCCCCGGAGCUGCCUCGGGGUGCGGCUGGGGCUGCUGGAGGUCAAGCUGACACUGCUGCAAGUCCUCCACAAGUUCCGCUUCGAAGCCUGUCCUGAGACUCAGGUACCGCUGCAGCUGGACUCCAAAUCCGCCCUAAGUCCAAAAAAUGGUGUCUACGUCAGGAUUGUGCCCCGCUGAUACAGAAGGCUGCUGGGAAGGGGGUCAGCUUGUAGCAACAAUACCCGCAAGCCAGUAUG
Lepus europaeus (European hare) is the source of this 1787-nucleotide messenger RNA. RefSeq names its product thromboxane A synthase 1 (gene TBXAS1). Gene Ontology annotation, molecular function: monooxygenase activity; oxidoreductase activity, acting on paired donors, with incorporation or reduction of molecular oxygen; thromboxane-A synthase activity. The record is from RefSeq and is a predicted model, not a curated record. Bases 127 to 1728 code for a protein of 533 amino acids. The transcript has 13 exons. NCBI's taxonomy places the organism in Eukaryota, Metazoa, Chordata, Mammalia, Lagomorpha, Leporidae.